GUUCUUUUGUUUUGGCAACGUAUGUUUUUUGUUUUGUUUUUUCAUUCAAAGAGCUGGCAACCCUCGAACAUGUGUUCAUGCAGUUUAGCCAGCCACAGUUUCGUGUAUAACAAAACAAGCGACGACCAACCAAAAGAAAAUCAACUAAAAACACUAUCGAAAUGGAAUGAAUUAAUAAUAAAGUUAUUGUGGUGUGUGAACUUGAGCUUAGCACAGCUGCCGCUGCUGAUGUGUGGAGUAGAAGAGAAUUUAUUGUGAAAUUAUUGUAGUUAGUUUUUGUGGUGCACGGGCAGACAGGCUAUCUGUGUGUUGAUUUUGCCCUCAAGUGCCAGUGUCCGCGCUGCCGUUCGUUGAUUUGGUCGAGUUCUUCUAAUAUUAUUGUUGUUUAUAUUAGAAAGAAAACGUAGCCGUGGUUUCGCAUUGCAUAGAGUCGAGCCGAGUUCUUAGUAGUUAGUUGCUUUUUCUACUACAUUUCUUCUUACUCUCUGUUGGUUAUUUGCUGGUGGUGCUGCUACUGCGGGUGCCUCAUGGAAAGCAAGGCAAAUAUAAACAAUUUUUGUUUUGUUAAAUUUGUUAAGCGUGCCAGUGAGUUUGUUAUAAACAAGAAAAGGAGAUAUAACGACAUAUCAUAGUCGAAACUAAACAAACAACAAUAACAACAACAACUAUAGAAACAAACAUCCCACAAACAAAAAUGUACAAUUCAUCAUAUAAUUCCCUAAAACAAGUGUCAUCUUCUGAUGUGGCUAAUGGCAAAAAUUCUGCAGCGACGACGUCAGCGUCGAAAUCGCCCCCGGUCUCCAUACGUACAAAUGCUACACCAAAUCCAUUUUGUUUCAAUACCAUUCUGCACAAACUAAAUGCUAAAGUACCUGCUCGCCUUGUCCUGUAUUUGUUGUCGUGGUCGGGAUUCCUGGUCUCGUUCAUGAUGAGAACUGAUAUGCAUUUGGCUAUUGUGGCAAUGACACUACCUGGGAAUGGAAAUUCGUCGGGGUCGAUUGGUGGACGGUGUGCUGAUGGCUCAUUACCUAAUAGUACAGCAGCGUUAGUUACUUCCGUAAACACAUCGACGACGACGACGACAACAACAAUUACCCCACUCAAUAUAAGUGUUAUACCAGCUGCUGAGGCACUUGUUUCGGCAGCGGCAGAACAAGGACAUCGCCAAUAUUAUGACUGGUCAGCAGCGGUGCAAUCGCUAAUAACCGGCUCCUUCUUUUGUUGUUAUGUUCUGUCCCAAGUGUUUGGUGGCAUUGCCACUCAACUUUUUGGUACCAAAAAAGUUUUUGGCUGGUCUCAAUUCGUCACCGCUCUCUGUAGUUUGCUCAUGCCCGCUUGUGCCGACAUCCAUUAUGGCCUACUUAUUGCCUUGCGUUCCAUACAGGGUUGUGCCUCCGGCCUCACCUGGCCGGCCAUGUAUGCCGUUGUCGGCUAUUGGAUACCCUUGAUAGAGCGUUCACGCUUUAUGUCCAGUUUCCAGGGAUUUAGUAUUGGCACUGGUCUCACCUUUGUUUUGGGUGGCUUCAUAACAAAACGCUUCGGCUGGCAGUAUGUCUUCUACACCACCGGAUCGUUGGGAAUGCUGUGGUGUGUCUUUUGGUACCUGCUAGCCUUCAAUACACCUCGAGAACAUCCUCGCAUAACAAAAGAUGAAUUGGAAUAUAUCGAAAUCAACAUAAGCAGUGAAAUGAAAGAGUCGCUGGGAAAGAAAGUGCCUUGGAAAGAUAUCAUUACCUCAAAGCCCGCCUGGGCCAUUGCCAUAACGACAUUUGGCCGCAUUUGGAUACAUUAUGUGUUCAUUAUAAAUGGACCUAGUUUUAUGAAGAAUAUUUUGUGCUUUGAUUACGAGGCCAAUGGUGUGCUGUCGGGCAUGCCACACAUUUGUUCCUAUAUCCUGUCGGUGGUUUUCUGUUAUAUUGCGGAUAAAUUGCUGGAUCGUCGUUGCAUGACCCUGACGAAUAUACGUAAACUAUUUACGGCCCUGUCACAAAUUGUACCUGGUGUUCUAUUACUAUUUAUUGGCUAUAUUGAUGAUAUUGUCCUGCUGCUGGUUGUUUGGUUUAUUGCGGUCUCCUUCAUUACGGCCUCCUAUGCUGGAGCCAUGGCUAAUAUUGUGGAUAUUGCACCAAAUUUUGCUGGUCCCGUUUUGGCCUUUUGUCAGACCAUACAUAUGUCGGCCUCAUUCCUUUCGCCUCUGAAUUCGGGCAUGAUCCUGCAAAAUAAUGCAACCAUAGAGCAAUGGCGUACCGUAUUCAUUGUGGCGGCCAUUGUUGGCAAUUCCACCUAUAUAGCGUAUCAGGUUUAUGGUACAGCGGAAAUACAAAAAUGGGAUAGUAUAGAUACGGCUACGGGUGGUAGUGUUGGCGGCGGUGUUGGUGAUGGUCCUUCUACAGCCAAUGGUGAUUUGUUGACUUGCGAAACUGGUAAACGCAACAGCCGCAACAAUGGGGAUGAUGGCGAAGAUGACGAUGACGACGACGACAUGGAAUCAAAGGAGGACAAUCAAAUGCUUAAAAAGACAACAAAUGGUAAAUCAAAGGAUAAUGUAGCCAAUAAUUAGUAUUUACUUAAAUCUAACACAAAUUUACUUAAUUUUUACUCUAUAUAUAAAUAUAUGUAUAUGUUAUACUCUACUGCUGUUAUUCUCAAAAUGCAAUAUGCUACGAGUAGUAAUCCUAGUACUUAGAGACAAGUUCUAAAAACAAAAAAAGAAAAUGGGAAAACAAAACAAAAAUGAAGAAAAUUAAAAUUUAUAUAGCUACCUAUUAAUCGGCGGAAAGAGGUCAUUGUUUAGCAAUUUGCAUAGAAUGCAAUUAGUUUAUAUUUUUAUUUUUCUGCAUUGGAAAAUUAUUUGAAUCCAAAAACGCUCUCGAGAGAGAUAAGUUUGAAGGUCUGUUUCUUUAAAAUGAAAUCGAAUAAAUUAUGAAACCCCUAAUUUUAAAUGAUAAAUAUUAUUACAAUAUUGAAUCCUUUUAUGAUUGAAUAUGAUUCGUAAACAAAUGUCUUUUUUGAUUCCCAUUUCAUUUGGAGAAACAGACAGACCCCUAUUUGAAAUUGUAAAAAAAAUAAUAAUUUUUUCCUUUUUUUUCAUAUUGAAAAUUAUAAAAAAUGAUUUUGAAAUUAACAAGAGUUUACUUUGAAAAUAUGUGUCCAUUUCCACAUAAAACUCUGGGGAAAAUAACAUUAGAGGAAACAAAUGUAGCUAAUAAAAUGACAGCCUUUACUUGUUGUGUCCAAAUCCCUUUGGCUUUUCUAAUGUCCUUUCGUUACAAAAUAAUAGUUUAAACAACUUUUUAAACACACAAACAAAUUAGUCUAAAAAAACGUAACGCGUAAUUAAAGGAAACCUUUUGCACAAUAAGUUGCUAGAAUGUAGACAUUGUAAUGAACUUGAAACACAACAACCACACAUACACACACAUUUUGUGUCUCGUCAUUUUUGUCUGUGGUUAUGGAAAAACGUUUUCCAAAAAGGAAAUAGUACUACUGCCUCUAUUUCAAAUACAGUGAUAUGUUAAAUAUCAUUUAAUUUUUUUCCAAUUGUAAUAAUUUUUUUUUACAAAAAAUAUUUUUUUUUAAACAAUAGAACAAGGCGGUUAUGUUGAGAAAGCCCAAAGAAAUUCUUAGCUUUAUAUUUUUUACAAAUUAUUUUUUUUUAUUAUUUUUUAUUUUAAGAAGUGCGUUUCUUGCCCCCCACAAUAAGUUUAUACCUAUAUAUAUUAUAUAUUUUAAUUUUUAAGAAUUUUUAUUUGCAGAUAGCAUAUAAACUACCUUAUUAAUUUAACUCAUUUAUUGCGGGGCAAUUUGCUUUUGAUUUUUCUAACGGUGUACUUACACAAAUUUAAACCAUUUGAUUUCUUUAAUGAAGAUAUAUUCGACCUAAAGUAGUAUUUUAUGAAAUCGUCGCCUCGAUUGGGCUAAACAAUGCUCCGAGCUUGAUUUUGCUGAAAAUACUUACACAUACAAUACAUAUGGAAGCAUCACAGCUAUUAUUCUCAGUCAUAUUUGGCUACAGAUGGUAUACAGGAUGAGAUAAAAAAAAACUGCAACAAAGUCAAAAGCCAUAAUUUUCACAUUUUUUUUUAUUUUUUGAAUGAAACCAAAAAUAUCGGAUAUUGAAAAAGAUUAGAUUUGUUUGAAUUGGAACCUUUGGCACGAAUUAUGGCCUUCAAACGGCCAAUGAAACCGUCACACGCUGCACGAAUGUUGCUCUGCGGUAUUUUGACCCAUUUCCGGCGAAGCGCUUGCUUGAGGUGAUCGACACUUUGGUAUUUUUUGGUGCCAACCUUGCUUUCCACAAUACUCCUCACACAACAGUUCAACGGAUUUGUAUCCGGAGAUUUUGAUGGUCAUUGUGCGCUGGAAAUGAGGCGAGGAACCUCAUUUUGUAACCAUUUUUGGGUGGCGCAUGCUGAGUGCGAUGGUGCUGAGUCCUGUUGGAAUGUCCAAGGUCUGCGGCCAAAAUGUUUGCGUGCCCAAGGCUUUAAUACACCCUCCAGAUUUUUUCGCGAUAAUAUUCGACAUUUAUUCUGAUGCCACGGUCGUUUAAUAAGAGCGGAGAGCGACCAUCGGCUCUUAUGGCGACCACCACCACACCAUCACCAUGGCCGGCAUUUGAGUUCUGGUAGCCAACCGAAGGUGCACAUUUUCAGCUGACCUCCUUGGCAUGUAAACACUAUCAUUUUGUUUGUUUGCAAACUGCUGGACAACGAAUGUUUUCUCAUCGCAGGAAACCAUAUUCGGCAGUUCACCACUUUCGGCCAAGUGGAGCAACUCUUUAGCUCUUCUGAGUCUAUUUUCUUUCAGUUGCGGAGUAAGUUCUUGCUCUUUUUGGAAUUUCAAUGGCUUUAACCCGAGCUUAUUUUUCAAUAUUUGCCGAAUCGGAUAUUGUGAUAUGUUGAGCUCACUAGCCAUUUUUGGCCUCUGCGACGCGGGUUUCUCUAACGAUGGCCACUUGUGCUUUUCCAGCUAAAUAUAAAGGAAUCACACUAUCACGCUUAAAUUCCAUCACGAAUAACUUUUUUUCUGGAAAAUUCUCAACAAAAUGCUUUUGUACGCUUGUAAACAAUAUAAUGAGCUGGACUGGAACUGACGGGAGAGUGGCUUAGAAAUGACAGCAGUCUGAAAUUGGUUGCAGUUUCUUCAUCUCACCCUGUCGAAAGACGGACAUGCCUAAGUCGACGUAGAAUGUGAUUCUAUGAAGAUCAUUAAAAGGAACUAUGGGUCUGUUUCUAUUCCUUCUGCUUAUUUCAAAGAAUUGCAGAAAGACAUAAUACCCUGUAUCACAGUGUGGCGUAGGGUAUAAAGAGAACACCUUAUCAACGGGAUAUGAUUUCAAUAUUCCAAAUUUGUGUGCUGUCAUAUCACAUCUCUAUAGGUUUUUGUAAAAGAUUAGAUGUUGGCCUUGCCGCAUACAAUCUUUUAUUUUAGAUUUUCAUAAAAAAUCGAAUAUUUCCAAUAUUAUUUUCGCAACAUACCUGACUGAUACUGGUGUUAAAUAAAAAGUGUUAUCGAUGUCAACGCGAAACCGAGUGUUCUAAAUUUCCUACAUCCAAUUUGAAAAAAUACACUUUUUCAUUUAUGUUACAUAGCUGAAGGAAAUAAGCUAUUUGGAUUUUCAAGGAAGGACAACAUUUAUAAGCAACGCUUUUAUUGACCAUGACAUUUAAAAAAAAAUAGGCAAUACAUUUUAAUAUUUGAGUUUUUUUUUUAAAUCUUGUAAUUGGAAAAAAUUGCUCAUAUGUACAAAACACCAUAGGAAUUUGACAAAUGUAGCUCCAUCUAUUAUAUACCUUUAGGUGCUAUUAUAUAUAUAAACAAAUUAAUAUUAUCAAUUGCUGCAUACAUUUCAAACGAACAAACAUAACAUUUCUUUGGGCUUUCUCAAUAGGUUACUUAAUUAUUACUUCAUUAUUUUUUUAAGUACUUAUUAAUAAUAUGUAUAAAUCUAUUUUAAUUUUUUUUUAAUAUUACAACUUUGUUAUAUUGGAUAAUGUGAUCGAAAACAUUCAAUACUUUGUGAAUAGUUAUAGAAAUGAAAAAAAAAAACAACAAUCACUAUGUUAGUGACUUUGAAUAGCCAAGUUUCUAUAUAUAUA
This is a messenger RNA of Musca domestica (house fly), 6098 nucleotides long. It is a transcript of the gene MFS17, whose product is annotated as sialin. Gene Ontology annotation, molecular function: transmembrane transporter activity. Gene Ontology annotation, biological process: transmembrane transport; monoatomic anion transport. Bases 695 to 2560 code for a protein of 621 amino acids. The transcript has a single exon. Gene Ontology annotation, cellular component: plasma membrane. Lineage: Eukaryota; Metazoa; Arthropoda; Insecta; Diptera; Muscidae. The record is from RefSeq and is a predicted model, not a curated record.